Messenger RNA from Oppia nitens, 5258 nucleotides. It is a transcript of the gene pcm, whose product is annotated as 5'-3' exoribonuclease 1-like. Gene Ontology annotation, biological process: nuclear-transcribed mRNA catabolic process; rRNA catabolic process. Gene Ontology annotation, molecular function: 5'-3' RNA exonuclease activity; RNA binding. Lineage: Eukaryota; Metazoa; Arthropoda; Arachnida; Sarcoptiformes; Oppiidae. The record is from RefSeq and is a predicted model, not a curated record. Gene Ontology annotation, cellular component: nucleus. Bases 231 to 5198 code for a protein of 1655 amino acids. The transcript has 4 exons.
ACAACGUUAUUGUCCACACAUUAACACUGUUUAGUGUUUUGACUGUUUUUGUCUGUAAUCGCAUGUGAUUUGACUGUUGAUUAUAAUUGCAUUAACUUUACGUUUGAUUUGUUAUUUUAAAUGUAUUUAUUAUAAUCUAAUUAUUUUUUUAAUAAUCAUAUGUAUUGACUAAAGUGAUCACUUGAAUUGAUCUCAAGACACACAGACGAAGACAGACAUAAACAGAAACAAUGGGUGUCCCGAAGUUUUACCGUUGGAUUAGUGAACGGUAUCCGUGUCUUAGCGAAGUAGUUCGUGAAUAUCAGAUACCAGAGUUUGAUAAUUUAUAUUUGGAUAUGAAUGGCAUAAUUCACAACUGUUCCCAUCCUAAUGAUGAAGACGUUCACUUUCGUAUAUCCGAAGAGAAGAUAUUUCAGGACAUCUUUCGUUACAUAGAGUUCUUGUUUCGUAUGAUUAAACCGCGAAAAGUCUUUUUUAUGGCUAUCGACGGAGUGGCUCCCAGAGCUAAGAUGAACCAACAAAGAGGUCGACGUUUCCGUUCGGCUCAAGAGGCCGAGACUCGUGAGAAUGAGGCCAAAGAGAGGGGCGAAAAAUUGCCUGAAGAGAAACGCUUUGAUUCAAAUUGCAUUACUCCGGGAACUCCUUUUAUGGAUAGACUUCAUCAGCAUUUGAAGUAUUUUGUGGUCAAUAAGAUUUCAUCCGACGAUCUUUGGCGUAAUGUUAAAGUUAUACUCAGUGGUCACGAAACUCCCGGUGAAGGGGAACAUAAAGUUAUGGAUUUUAUUCGAUACGAAAAAUCUCAGCCGGGAUACGACCCGAAUACCCGUCACUGUCUAUACGGUUUAGACGCCGAUCUUAUAAUGUUAGGCGUCUGUUCACAUGAACCACACUUUUCACUUCUUAGAGAAGAAGUUAAAUACAACAGAAGCAAAACUGAUAAAAACAAGAGAGACUCCAAUCCCGAAGCGAUUACAUUUCAUUUGUUUCAUUUGUCACUCUUUCGUGAAUAUCUUGAUCACGAGUUUUCUGAACUCAAGAACCGUUUGCCAUUUGGUUAUGAAUUGGAGAAAAUUAUUGACGAUUGGGUUCUCAUGGGUUUUCUUGUCGGUAAUGAUUUUAUUCCACACAUUCCUCACUUUCAUAUAAAUAAGAGCUCACUAUUGAAGUUAUACGCGGCCUAUAAGUUAGUAAUGCCUACAUUAGACGGUUAUCUUAAUGAUAACGGAACGUUGAAUUUACAGCGAUUCCAGAAGUAUAUCAAUGAACUCAAGAAUGUAGACAUUGAUAAUUUUAACGAUACGUGGGCUGACCUCAAAUAUUUUGAGUCAAAAACUGGUCGAAAGCUGUUUAAUCGAAAUGAAGAGCCAAACACUUCGAGAGCAGCAGCUGUUAGUAAUCUAUUGAUAGAUCCAGACAUUGAAAAUGAAUCCGAAGUCGUAGAUAUUGAAUCAGAUGAAAUAUAUGAGAGCAGUGAUUCAGAAUUGUUUAAGGAUGAGUUCAGAUCACAUAAAGAUAACUACUAUAUCGACAAACUCAAGUACCAACAAGUGGAUCAAUCAGUACUCAGAGAACAGGCACAUGAAUAUAUUCGUGCCAUUCAAUGGAAUCUUCAUUACUAUUACAAUGGAUGUAUGUCUUGGAGCUGGUAUUAUCCCCACCAUUAUGCACCUUAUAUAUCUGAUGUCAAUGAAUUUCACGACAUUAACCUCGGCUUUGAUAUGGGCCGACCAUUUAAACCAUUUGAACAGUUAUUAGCAGUACUGCCCGCUGCCAGUAAAGAAUUGUUGCCCAAAGCUUACGAAUCAUUAGUAACGUCUCCUAAUUCACCACUCAUUGACUUUUAUCCCGAAGAGUUCGAAACGGAUCAAAAUGAAAAACAACAGUCUUGGGAGGCCGUCGUACUGAUUCCGUUCAUCGAUGAGAAGCUUCUAUUAGAUGCCACCAAAAGCGUCGAUAAGAAGUUAACUGCAGAUGAAGCGAGACGUAACAGACACGGCCCGCAUCUGAUAUUUACAUAUUGUGAACAGUCUUUACCACCAUAUGUAUCACCAAAUCGAUCUAUCUUUCCUGAUAUUGUCGUAAAUCACUCACAAUAUGUUGAAUGCGAUAUCAAUAGCUUUUUAUUGCCAGCAAAAAAUAUACACAAAGGUUUGUGUCGCGGCGUUAAACUAAAUGUGUUUAUACCUGGAUUUCCAACAUUCAAAUAUAUUCAACACGAGAUUGCCAUUAGAAAGGAAAGGGUACGUGUCUUUGAACAGACAUCCAUGGGUGACAAUAUGAUUGUUAUUAUCAAAAACAACACCAUUUAUGAGAUUGAAUCGGUGGCUCAACAACUAUUGGAUCAGACAGUGUUUGUCAAUUGGCCACAUCUUUUGGAGGCCAAAGUGUUUAAAGUAACUAAUUCUGAAAUCAAGUUUGUCAAAGAUGGCAAUCGUAUUAUCUGUAAUGAUCUAACAGAUCAAGAGUUUACUGAAAACAAUGGUCGCAUUAAUUCAGUUAUUAGAAAAUGCAAAGAGAGAUGGGGUAUAAUUGUUAGCAAACCGGACGUCUUAGUUCAUGUUUACCCUAUGACUGGUUGGAAAUAUAUGCAUGGAGUUAAAGGCAAACUAACACUUGAAAAACAGUGGGGAACUACACCUAUCAUAUGUCCCAUUCAAAUGGUUGUUAAAGAUAUAACUAUUCAUGAAAAUCAUUCGCAACAAUUCCGAUCCAUUGAAGACAUGUUUCCGAGAGGAUGUGAAUGCUUUCCCAUUGCGAAUCCAUUUUAUGGUUCAAAAGCUAAGGUCAUCGACUGUAAGAAUGGAGUGGUAACUGUUGAGGUGUUUCCUCAAUUGGAACCCGAUUUAAGAGAAAUCCAGGACAGGGCUCAAGAGAUAAUUCAUGAGAAAUAUAUGCCGAACUAUGUUUUGGCACAAAAGUUAGGCAUUAAUGCUCAUCUAUUGUCACGUAUUACGGGAACUAUUUUUGUUCUUAAGAAUAAUAGAGAUUCACAGAAAAGGAUUAAUAUCGGUCUGAAUCUUAAGUUUAACUCGAAAAACGAAGAGAUUCCCGGAUAUUCUAUUAAAAGAGAUGAUAAUUGGCUUUUUUCGGGAAAAAUCUUCUCAAUAAUGGAAGAAUAUUUGACUAAAUUUCCAUUCAUUUUUGAAAAGUUGUCCGUUUGUGUUGAAAAAGAUUUCUUCAAUAUUGAAGACUUGAUACCCGGCGAAGACAAAUUAAAAACAUUGGAAACAAUUACCAAUUGGUUGAAAUCGUUGCCAUCUUCUCAAGAGAAACGCCAGAAAUGUAAUGCAGAAAUUCUUGACGAAUUUGUUGUCGAAGCCAUUGAAGAUGUUAUUAAUACACACAUUGUGUUUCCCCAGGAAUUAGCUCCAGUUAUGGAGACAUACAAACCGAUUCAAUUAUUCCGUCCGAUUCACUAUUUGGGUUACUCUUUGCCCGAUCCUAAAGCGACAUAUAAUCUGUUUGAUCGCGUUGUGAAUAUCAGAAGUGGUAUAUCAGUUCCAUUGGGCGCAAAGGGAACUAUUGUUGGCAAACAUAUUGAUGAUAGCAAUGAAGUAAACACUUUAUUUGAUAUUGUAUUUGACGAAGAAUUUGUUGGUGGAGUUGCUUUGAGAUGUACUAAAGGAAAGGGCUAUAAGUUAUCGCCCGCUAAUCUUAUUAACAUUACUUACGGUCUUAAAAUGUCCGGAAAAUAUGAGAAUUUUGUCAGUUCCGGUCAACCAUUGCAGACACGACCUCAGCACAGACAUCACAAGCAAAGAGAUCAAAAUUAUGGCAAUUCAUCACAAUAUCCCAAUUCAUUUGGUCACCGAAAUCCUCGCAAUAAGAUUGCUAACACACAUCAAUUUGGAUCAAAUUUUGCUAAUCCACCCAAUUAUCCGAAUCCACACAUAAAAGAGAUUUCUGUCAAUUUGAAUCAUUCGUCAAACUCUCCGUUUCAGUCACCGAAACAUGAGAGCCAAAGAAAUCAAGAGUUUCCUCCGAUGCAGGAUUUAUGGAACCAGUUAUCGGGUAUUAAAACAAAUGAUGAUAAACUACUGCCAAAGCCUUCAUUUGCUGAAAUUACAGCCAAUUCACGCGAUAAUGUAGUCAAUAAUAGUAUACCAAAUACCAAAAAUAAAAACAGAAGAUAUGGUGAACAACAAAUGUCAACAAAUACUUUAAAUAACAUACAAUUAAUCGAUAGUUUCAGACAUAUAUUUGACAGCGAAUGUCAAAAAUAUUUCAAACAAUUAGCAAUCUUUGAAAUAUUAACUUUCGGUCAAAUGAGGACACAGUCAUUAACAAUGACUUUACCCGAUAAGCAAUGUUUUAACGCUAAUCUCAGUGCUUAUGAUACACCUGAAGAUGCAUCGGAACAUCUCUCGAGAAAAGGACUCGAAUAUAUUAAUAAUAAAUUUGGUGCUAAUAUUGAUUUGAGUCGUCCGAAAAAAAUGUUGGCCACUCCUUCGUUUAUUGCACCCAAUUAUAUGCCGCAAUCUCGGCCUAGAAUUGCCGAGUCUUCACUCCCACGCCCGCCAUCCAAUUGGUUUAAGUCAAACAACAAACGCGAUAAUCGACCGGCGAAUAGAAAGAAUCAAAAUCAAAGCCAACCGACAAUUCAUGAUAUUCCCGAGUCUUUUGUUGAACACAAUGAAAGAAUUCUUCGACAAAGACAAAGCCAAUCGGCCAAAGCAAACGUUAGUUAUUCGGCAAAUAAAGAGAGAAACUUUCAGCCGAAGAAGCUAUUUGAUCCAAGAAAUGAUAAUUCAAUGAAUCUGAAUUCAAUGAAUCUGAAUUCAAUGACAAACACUAAACCAACUCAAAUGAAAAUUAUGAAAAGAGGCCAAAAUGACGGCCCAAAUGAAAUCUCUCAUCAAAGAAAAACUCCCCAAACGUCUAAUACGGUUAAUUCAUCGCCAUUUGGCAAUCAGUUUGUGCCGUUACAAGUGGCCAGAAAUAAUCAAUUGCACCGACAAUUAACACCACAAAAACCUAACGAAUCCAAAACAAUAGACAUCACUUCUUCAUCAGAUGAUAUUGAGAUUUUAACACCCGAUUCAUUGGUUCAUAUGUCUGCAUCAUCGCCGGCCGAUAAAAUAAAUUCGGAUGAAAUUGAAAUUUUAACUCCGGAGGCGCUCACAGCCAGAAGCUCAGCGAAUAUUCCGUCGAAAAGUGGUCACAAUAGACGUUCACGAAUACGGGUUAAUCUGAGUUGAAGUUAUUUUUUUUAAAUUGAAGUUAAUAUCAAUUUAUAAAAGUUUGCGCGAAUGCUAUAU